This is a messenger RNA of Impatiens glandulifera, 1300 nucleotides long. Its product is annotated as OVARIAN TUMOR DOMAIN-containing deubiquitinating enzyme 12-like. The record is from RefSeq and is a predicted model, not a curated record. Gene Ontology annotation, biological process: protein deubiquitination. Bases 268 to 1176 code for a protein of 302 amino acids. The transcript is spliced from 10 exons. Lineage: Eukaryota; Viridiplantae; Streptophyta; Magnoliopsida; Ericales; Balsaminaceae. Gene Ontology annotation, molecular function: cysteine-type deubiquitinase activity.
CUUAAAUCGCAUUUCUACCUUUCUUGCCGUCCAAAACCCAUCCAGACUUUACGUAACAGUUCUUCCCACUCUAAUUCACCCUCCUUCAAUCGCUACCACUACCGAAUCGAUUCGAAUCCUUCCUUCCAUACAGGUUCUUCCUUCCACCAUCAUCAUUACUUUAUUCUUUUUCCUUCUAAUCCUCCAUUUUACAUCUAUCUCUUUCAAUUCAACCCUCUGAUUCCCAUUUCAAUUGCGUCAAUUUUAGAUAAAAGGAAAUAAAUAACCAUGUGCGAGCCAGAUUCUGAAGUAGCGAGAUGGGGACUCAAUCUUCUUGAUGUUGAACAGAUUUUCAGUUCAACAUAUUACGGUGACAAUAGCCAACAUGAUAAACACAUAUGUCCUGAACAAUAUAGUUCUCGAGAUACCCGUGUUGAUGCAGAGAAUGAUGAGAUUAUUGCGCAUACUCUUCAUGAAGAAUUCUCGCAAUUAACUGUUGAAGAAGAUGAUAUGGGUCCGCCUUCAAGUUCGUGUUCGAGUCCUGGAGAAAAAUCGUGUGAUGGAGAAGAGGAGGAGGAGUAUUAUAAUUUGGAGAUAACAGAUGAAUCUGCAUGGGAUGGAGAAGUGGAAAAGAGAUUGAAUCAAAUUGUACCUAUUCCUCAUGUUCCCAGAAUUAAUGGUGAUAUACCUUCCAUUGAUGAAGCUACCUCUGAUCAUCAAAGGCUAUUGAACAGAUUACAAUUGUAUGAUUUAGUUGAGUGCAAAGUUCAAGGAGAUGGUAAUUGUCAGUUUCGUGCCUUGUCAGAUCAAUUCUAUCGUAGCCCAGAACAUCACAAGUUUGUGAGACAACAAGUUGUAAAUCAGCUCAAGUCUGACAGGGAGGUUUAUGAAGGCUAUGUGCCUAUGGAAUAUAAUGAAUAUUUGAAGAAGAUGUCCAAGAGUGGCGAGUGGGGAGAUCACGUAACAUUGCAGGCAGCUGCUGACGCUUACGGUGUAAAAAUUAUCAUCUUCACAUCAUUCAAGGAUACUUGUUCCAUUGAAAUCCAGCCCAAGGAGCAGAAAUCUAAACGAGUCAUUUUCUUGAGCUUUUGGGCUGAAGUUCAUUACAACUCCAUUUAUCCCCAAGGAGAACAGCAACUGCCAUGUGAUAUUAAGAGGAAGAAAAGAUGGUGGCAAUUUGGAAGCAAGCAUUAUUAAGUAACAACAGUAAAUUGAUUGAUUUCUUGAGCUUUUUAUGCUCAAGAAAUUCAAAUAUUAUUAUCUUAUAUGUAAUAAUAAUAAUAAUAAUUCAAUUCUAUAUAUCAUAAUUAUAUGGUUGAUU